UGGUAAAUGGGAGCAAUAAUGACAACGUCCGUUACAAUGGCGGGUUCCACGAGCUUUCUUCUUCUGUUCUGUGCAACUCUGAACCAUCUCUCUGCACUAAACAAAACAAAAUCAAAAGGGAAACAAAGCAAAGCAAAGCAGAGUCUUUCUCACUAUCCAAACAAUAUAUUCAAUUUUUUUUCACAUCCCCACAAAACCCUCUUCACGCAUCUCUAUAAAUCAUUUAAUUUUUGUUUUCAUGUUCUCUGAAUUCAAUAACUAAACUACAAAAAACCCAUAUCUUAGUUUCAUCAAUCUUCUUCUCUCUCUGCAUGGACGGUCAUUUCUUGUUCUCUGUAAUCUCAACGGUCAGAUUUCUCCCUCCCUUCUCUCUCUUUGCAUGUAUCAAAUGAGAGAGCACCAUGAGUGGAACUGCUGGAUCAAGUUUCCAUAGUGGGUUUUAUUCUUCUUCUACUUCUUCAGUUUUGGCUACACUUUUCGUUGCUAGUAGUAUUAUGGGCUGCGGACCAUCCAAAGUCGACGACUUACCUUUGGUGACCCUUUGUAAAGAACGUAAAGAACUAAUCAAAGCGGCGUCGAUUCACCGUUCCGCUCUCGCGGCUGCUCAUGUCACCUACUUCCACUCUCUCCGGGACGUUGGUGAAGCGAUCCGCAGAUUCGUCGACGAAGAACUCGUCGUCGGAUCUGUGUCUUCGGCUGAUUCCCCUGUUCUCACAUUGCCUUCCGACGAAUUCAAAUACUCAAAAAAGAACAAGAAAAAAGACGACGACAACUUUCCUUCCUCUUCUUCAACUUCCCUUUCCCAUUCCAUUGAAGAAAACAGCAAACACACGAAAAAAGUCAAAGAAGAAAGUGAUGGAGAGGAUUCUCAUUUGGAUUUGUCAUCUGGGUCACCUUCAAUUUCCGGUUCAGGGUCCAAUACAGGUCCUGCUUCUCCUUCGGGUCCUAUUCAAAUGGAUCAUAGUCAUAGCCAUAGCCCUGAAGAAGAGGGAGCAACGCCUUAUGGUUACAACUAUGGCUAUGGCUAUGGCUACGGAUAUCCUUACUCUCCCCCUCAAGAAAACUGGGGGUAUAAUGGUAAUUCUACUUCUAUGUAUUACAUGAAGAAAUCUGCUACACCUUCUCAAUCUUUUAUUUAUCAGGAGCCUGAGGGACAUUCAAGUUAUGGCUACUCAAGUUAUCAAAAUGGGGGCUUUUUUGGGAACUCUUUGGGGUCUCCAGGAGGGGGAUAUGGAUAUGGGCAGAGGAAUUCUCCUCCUGAUCCACCACAACCACCGCCAGCGCCGCCGUCUCCGCCGAGAAACUCGACAUGGGAUUUUCUUAAUGUGUUUGACAGUUUUGAUAGUAGUGGGUAUCCGGGCUACUACUCUGCAGCUAGAUACUGGUAUGGGUCGACUACGAGUAGCCCAGAUUCGAAGGAGGUGAGGGAAAGAGAAGGGAUCCCUGAUUUGGAAGAUGAAACUGAAACUGAGAUGUUAAGAGCUGCUCAUAAAGAGAAGAGGAAAAUAAUGAAUGAGGAAAUGAAUCAUAAUUAUAAUAAUAGUAAUAAAAUUAGGAACUUUGGUGAAGGUACUUCAAAGUCAGUUCCAGUUCAAAGUGCAAAUAUUACUACUGAUGGAUCAACUUCCGCUUCAAAGGCAAUGCCAUCUAGCAAAAGUGAGAGCUUGGAGUCUGGUGGUCAUAUUAAUAUUAAUAUAAGUAGUGAAAGUGGUGAUACUAUUGUUACAAAGAGUUCUGAGGAAGGGCAUGCAAAGAACAAAAUGGUGAGUUUUGAGGUAGAAGAGGUAUCAAAUUUGGAGGUUGAGUCUUCCAAGCGAAGUAGUUUAACUACAUUGUCCGUUCAUGGUACAAGGGAUCUCCAGGAGGUUGUGAAGGAGAUUAAGGAUGAGUUUGAGACUGCCUCUAGUUAUGGGAAAGAGGUUGCUAUAUUGCUUGAGGUCGGCAAGCUGCCUUAUCAGCGGCGUAAAGGAACUGGGUUUCGAGUGAUCUUUUCCAGGAUCCUAUAUUUGGUAGCACCUAACAUGUUAUCAUCACAUCCUCCACCCAGAUCAUCCAUACAAAUAACUUCUAGGACAAUGAAAAUGGCAAAAGAAUACUGUCAGGUAUCAGCGCAGGACGAAAAACAUAGAAAUCUUUCAUCAACUUUGGAGGAACUUUAUGCAUGGGAAAAGAAAUUAUAUAAAGAAGUCAAGGAUGAAGAAAGGCUACGGGUUAUUUAUGAGAAGAAAUGUAAGCGACUGAGAAUGUUGGAUGUUCAAGGAGCAGAGCCCAGCAAGAUUGAUGCAACACAGGCUUCAAUAAGAAAGUUGCUGACAAAAAUUAAUGUUUGUAUAAAGGCUGUUGAAGCUAUAUCAACUAGGAUACAUAAGAUAAGGGAUGAAGAAUUGCAGCCCCAGCUCACUGAAUUGGUUCAUGGAUUGAUAAGAAUGUGGAAAUCCAUGCUUAGAUGCCAUCAGAAACAAUUCCAAGCAAUAAUGGAGAGCAAAGUUCGCUCUCUUAGAGCAAAUACUGGUUUUCAUAGAGAUUCAGGCUUGAAAGCUACUGUUGAGCUUGAGAUGGAGCUUUUGGACUGGUGCACUCGCUUUAAUAAUUGGAUUAACACCCAAAAGGCAUAUGUUGGGUCCUUAUAUGAAUGGCUUAUGAGAUGCAUUGAACGUGAACAGGAAAUAACUGCUGAUGGAGUUGCUCCUUUCUCUCCAGGUCGGGUUGGAGCUCCACCAAUUUUUGUAAUUUGCAAUGAUUGGUACCAAGCAAUUGAUGGAGUUUCAGAAAAGGGUGUAGCAAAUGCCAUGCACAAUUUUGCUUCCAACCUACACCAGUUAUGGGAAAGGCAAGAUGAGGAGCAACGUCGGAGGACCAGAGCGCAAUAUCUCUCAAAGGAUUUUGAGAAACGGCUUAGGGAGUUUCGCUUAGAGAGGCAGAGGAUAGAGCAGGAGCAAGAUGCAUUAUCCCAUAAAACUGCUGUUUCCAAGGUUCCUUCCGAAAGUGGAGUUUCACCGCUGGAUGACCUAAAGGUGGAUUUGGAUUCUAUGAGUAAGAAAUUAGAUGAAGAGAGAGCUAGGCAUAAGGAUGCCAUCAAAUUAGUUAAUGAUGCUGCUUCAAGUAGUUUACAAGCAGGUUUGGUCCCAAUCUUCGAAGCCUUGGGUAACUUUACCUCAGAGGUUUUGAAAGCUCAUGAGCAGGUCAGACUCGAAAAUGCUGGAGCCUCCUAGCUUGAUAUCUCCCUAGGAAGAAAGCCUGCCUUUUGUAUGUACAGUAGACGCCAUGUGAUAUUAGAUUUGCCAACAAAGACAGCUAGGCAUAACAGAAAGUGACUUUGAGGAGAACUUGUUUGGGGUUGGGGGUUGUAGAAUCCUUGAUACAAAAAUGAACGUUGGAAGAAAGUUUUCCCAGCAGAUACUGGCUUGAAACCUUAAAUCCCCCUAGUUAAUUAGAAAUAGCCCCUUAACAUAUGGUUAGGUAGCAAUUUUGUACAGAAAAUAUUCAUUUAUCGGUGGAUUGGUUGUAAGUUGACUGUAUGGGAGGAGGAUUAUAGCUAGGAGUAGACAUAUAUUGUAGUUCAGUAGCUUCAAAACAAAUUUUAAUAGGUUAGAUAUAUGGAAAGCUCUUUUUGGCUGCUUCCUGUUAUGUUAAAAUCCUAGAGAUCACGUUAUUCAAAAAAUUUUCCAGAAUAAUGCCAGAGUCUUAGAUUAAGGGCAGUCUUUAGAUCAUCCCAGGUUCUAGUAGUAGUGCCUAAUUUGCACGAGAAGGUGGCAAUGAUCCUGCUAUCAUGGUAAUGAAUUAGAACUCCAUCUCCAGCAGGUCCAGGAUUUCCUAUAGAGGAUCCAUAUGUGUCGAUUUUGAACAUGCAUCCCUUCAUGAGGUGGCUCCUAUCUUCUGCAUAGGAUGGUUUUUGUAGUGGUUUUAGAAGAUUUGCAAGGCCAAGCAAAAUAUUCAGCAGCUUUGGUUUAUCAAUAGUGUUUCCAGAUGGAGUAUCCUCGUUAUUGUAAUUUAUCAAAAUCUAACCGGAAAGAAUCGACACCAUAUUGGGUGCUUCUCUAAAUUUUGGAAAGAUACGAUGGAUGAUAUUCUCAUUUUCAUGACCAAGUAUAUGACAACUAGGAUUAGG
Durio zibethinus is the source of this 4108-nucleotide messenger RNA. RefSeq lists its product as uncharacterized. The record is from RefSeq and is a predicted model, not a curated record. NCBI's taxonomy places the organism in Eukaryota, Viridiplantae, Streptophyta, Magnoliopsida, Malvales, Malvaceae.